CGCGUGCGUGGCGGGUCUCUGUGAGGACACUCCGCGUGUGAGGCGACUGCGCGUGGGUGACGAGGCCGCGUGUGCGUGCGCGGGACGGUACAGCCGCUGGCGGCGGCCGAGGCAGCCGGAUCCGAGCACGUCAGCGCGCCGCGGGAGGCGGGCGGCGGCGGCGCCGUUAAAGGCCGGCAGCGGCGCCGCGGCUGGCGCGUAGGGGCUGGGCUCGGCGCCGGAGUGAGGCAGCGUGAGGCGGCGGCUCCAGCCACCCUCUCACCCACUAUGUCGGGCACCCGCGCGUCCAACGACCGCAGCAGCCACCCCGGCGGCGGGCUCAAGCGGGCGCGCAGUGAGCCGGGCGGUAACAAAGUGACGGUGGUGCUGGGAGCGCAGUGGGGGGACGAAGGCAAGGGCAAGGUGGUGGACCUGCUGGCCACCGAGUCGGACAUUGUGUGUAGGUGCCAGGGUGGGAAUAACGCAGGCCAUACUGUGGUUGUUGAUGGGAAAGAAUAUGAUUUUCACCUAUUUCCUAGUGGCAUCAUUAAUCCAAAGGCAAUUUCUUUUAUUGGUAAUGGAGUGGUUAUACAUUUACCAGGCCUGUUUGAAGAAGCUGAAAAGAAUGAAAAGAAAGGUUUAAAAGAUUGGGAGAAAAGACUGAUUAUAUCAGAUAGAGCACAUAUAGUGUUUGACUUUCACCAGGCAGUAGAUGGGCUCCAGGAAGUGCAACGUCAAGCACAAGAAGGAAAAAAUAUUGGCACAACAAAGAAGGGGAUUGGACCAACAUAUUCUUCCAAAGCAGCACGAACAGGCCUUCGAAUUUGUGACCUCCUUUCUGACUUCGACGAAUUUUCUUCAAGAUUUAAAAAUCUGGCACAACAAUACAAGUCAAUGUUUCCCACCUUGGAAAUAGAUAUAGAAGGACAAUUGAAAAAGCUAAAGGCGUAUGCUGAAAAAAUAAGACCCAUGGUUCGAGAUGGUGUCUAUUUUAUGUAUGAAGCCCUUCAUGGCUCUCCAAAGAAGAUUCUUGUUGAAGGAGCCAAUGCAGCAUUACUUGAUAUUGACUUUGGCACGUAUCCUUUCGUGACUUCAUCGAACUGCACUGUAGGCGGUGUAUGCACUGGACUUGGUGUUCCUCCUCAGCAUGUUGGUGACGUGUAUGGUGUGGUGAAGGCAUAUACUACUCGGGUGGGAAUUGGAGCCUUCCCCACUGAGCAGAUUAAUGAAAUUGGAGAUCUUUUACAGUCCCGUGGCCACGAGUGGGGAGUAACGACAGGCAGAAAGAGACGCUGUGGCUGGUUAGAUCUUGUCAUUUUGAAAUAUGCUCAUAUGAUCAACGGAUUCACUGCUUUGGCAUUAACAAAACUGGAUAUUCUUGAUGUCCUUGAUGAAAUUAAAAUUGGUGUUGCUUACAAAUUGGGUGGAAAAAGAAUUCCCUAUUUUCCAGCUAAUCAGGAGAUACUACAGAAGGUGGAAGUAGAGUAUGAAACAAUGCCUGGGUGGAAGACUGACACAACUGGUGCACGAAAAUGGGAGGACCUCCCACCCAAGGCCCAGAAUUACAUCCGCUGCGUGGAAAACCAUGUUGGAGUACCCGUUAAAUGGGUCGGAGUUGGAAAAUCAAGAGAGUCGAUGAUCCAGCUGUUUUAAUCAAAUGAAGAACUUCAGUGAGAGAAGCACAAUUUGGCAUUCAUCUGUUCCUUACUGCUUCCUCUUUGAAUGGAGAUGCUAUUUAAAAGAAACAUGUUCUUCUAAGAAUUGAAUAGAAACAAAAAUAUAUUCUAUAUUGUAACAUUUUAUUUAUCUUUAAGUUCUUAGUAAAUUCAGGGUAAAAUCUUGGUGGCCAUCAUAAAAAAAAAAGUAUUCUUAAAAAAAAAGGAAAAAAUAUUUUUUUUUAAAUUUGAGCCAUGUUACUAUUUGAAAGUAUUUUACAUCCAUAUAGUCAUUUCUUCUUGCUGAAACCAGUAUUAAGCCUUUUCCAGUAGUUACUGGGUAACUUUAGAGUUGUGAAGCUUGGAUUUGUUCUUCAGCUUCAAAUGUUAAAAUGUCUAUGUAUCUGGGUUGGCACUGGUAAGACAGAUACCAUGUACUUAAAUUGGUUGGAUUAUACAGAUUCUCAGUUUCUAAAAUACAGCAGAGUUGGGUAGGUAUUUGACUGCCCAAAGCAAAGCAAACACAAUUAUCUAUAGUUCUUAAAUAAUGAUUUUUUUAAUAACCCACUAAAAUGAAUGGAGACCAGCUAAAGUAUUUUUAUCACAGAGCCUGUCCUAGUAACUGAGGUAACAUCUGUAGAAAGGUCGAACUGGAGAAAGUUGACCUGUCUUAAUAAUUCUUCCAAAUAUCCUGGAGACUGUCAGAUGUGCAGUCUUUACUUUAUACAGUGGAGAAGGAGUGAGUGAAGGUGGAAGGAAGAAGAGUCCUCAGGGUGCAAAACACAUGGGAAGCAUGGAACUGAGACAGCAUGCUGUGUUUUCUCAGUGAACCUGAGACAUUUCUUCCUGCUCGUGCAGUGAUUUCCAAAGUUUUACUGUAGUUCUCUGUUGAGGAGCUUGGGACUUGUGGCUCUGUAAGACACACUUGCUUCCACAGCUCCUAGGUUUCCAAGAAUAAAUCAAUGCAUGACAUAAUGAUGACUGCUGCAGUAUUUACACCCCUCACACAUUUUGACCUUCCUCAGCAAAAUGCAAUGCCUAUUUAUAGAAGGGGAUGACAUGUGGCAGCCAGGGUUGAGAUAUGUAGAAGCUGUGGAGAGGUCCAGAAUCUUCAAGAAUACACUUGGAUUUCUUUGUGGAUCUUCUAAUUCAUAAUGGUUAUGCAUCAAGAGCUCUCAUAAAAGGCCUAGCUCUUGCAGAGGAAAAAAGUUACACUAGAAAUGGAGUUAUUCCCUAACUGCAGAACUUUUUGAAUAAAUGUUCCUUUUCUAUAUAUGUCUCGGAGAGCUAUAACAAUAUUUUUGUAUCAUUCCCAGGGACUGUGGAAACAGCAUCACAACCCCAGUAAUGCCAUUAUGUAGUAUGUGAAAAUAGCCCUUUUCUGAGAUGAUAACUCCAAGGAUACAAAAUUACAUUCUUUGCAUCAGAGAUGGGGGAAAAGUAAAAACCUGUGCGGAAUAUAGUCAUACUCAUUCCCCUUGUUUUUUAUCACUCAGUAGUAAGUAACAGUUAAUGUUCUAACCCAUUUGUGUCAAGAAGCAAUUACAGAAGUACCUGUACAAGCACAUAGCGAGCACUAAAUUUAACUGAUUAAACUGAUUUACAGAUGUCUUGCUGCUUGUAAAGCAGAAAUUUUACACCUUCUGGCUGCAGUGCUGUCUCUUCAAACCCCGGUUCAUCACAGACUGUGGCUUUAUGCUACAAGCAAAUACCCUUUAUCUUGGGGUGGGGGAGCCAAAGCUGUGAAUCCUUAAUUCAGCUACAACUCCUUUGUCUAUCUUUGACAAGUUGUUUAAUCUCCUUGCUACUCUUUUUGCAAUUUGUGAAAUGGCAGUUAGGAAUACAUCCUCACCUCUUUUUACACUGUUUUUUGGAGUUAAGACCUGCAGUCCCUGCUCUGACAUCGAUGAGGAGGCUCUCCCCAUCAUAUUUGUGGGUGUUGUAAUGAAAGAGCAGUGAGAUUUCUGACCUUAUUUAAUGUUUGCAAAGCACUUCUGAAAGAUGCUUGGUAAGUGCUAAUUAUUACAAGCACUGUGAAAUGUGCCUCAUUUAUAGUGAGGUAAUUUAAGCAUAAGGAUGCUGGGAGGUACAGUAAUUUUUUGUGUUCACAUGGCUUAAGCUUGUGCCAUUGGCCCUACUGGAUGAUCCAGACCUGUUCCUUUUCUGGGCCCCAUCUUCAUCAGUGCAUUUGUACUAGGAGAUUGCCGCUAUGUUUAAGCUUUGGUUGAUUUAUAGGCAAAGUCCACAAUGACUAACAAGGCACUCAGUGUGCUGAAUAACUGGAUUAAGUGAUCAACUCUAAAUGAUGUAGUGGGCAUAUUGAAAAAAAAUUAUGGUUUAUGGCUUAAUUUUCACAGGAUUACUUUCUCUUGUUCACCUAAUCUUUUUAUUUUCCAUUAAGUAAUUUUUCCAUUAAGUCUCCGUUAGAUCUACAUUGCCUGUCUCUCCAUGCAAGGAUUUAUCAAAAACCCAGUGAUGUUGUCAGUGGGCAUGAUGUAAUGGGCAAUCCUCCUGCGACUUAUCUGUCACCGUAACGAAUAAUGUCAUGCAUUUUAUUUCAUAGCAUGGAUUUUUUUAAAUGAAAUUUCUACUCCUAUUGAAUUUCAUGUGUUGUCAUUGAGUUAAACGUGAAUAAGUUCAGGCUUUUACUGAAAAGCUCUUUAACCUACUGAGUGACACAAUGCUUAAUAAGAACAUUUUUAUGUAAAUUUGCUUUUACUGUGGCUGUUUCCCAUGUGUAUUACUUUGUAUUGAAUUUCAUUUUAAUAACAAUCACUGUGAUGCAUUUAAUUUCUUCUUUCUCCCCAGCCGAAUGCAAUAAUAAUGAUUAAAACUGGUUGAUGCAUCAUCCUGUUAGAUAUCUGGAUGGAAGAAUAAGCGUAAAUGUCUACCAAAGUGGCGUAAUUUGUAGUAAAGAUUAUAGUUUUUUAGAAUUAGCAAUUACUGAUUCACUCACGCACAUUAAUGUAUUUGACAAAUUUUCUCACACUUACCCUUACAAUAUGGCCUUCACAGUCAGGUAUAUGCUUCCUAACACAUGCAGUAUAGGAUUUUGAAGCUUAUGUAAUUUUUAAUUUGGCUAUAUAUAGUAUUACAGUUCUGGUAUAAUGCACUUAGAAAAGAAAAGAAAAUUAAGCAUUUCCAUAGCAAUGUACAAACUAUAGUUACACCUUAUGCAGAUUUUUUCAGAUGAAUUUUGGAUCCACACCUGUUUAUUCUGUCCUGCAAAGACAUGUAUUAAAACCAAUUUAAAGUAA
Messenger RNA from Falco peregrinus (peregrine falcon), 4891 nucleotides. RefSeq names its product adenylosuccinate synthase 1 (gene ADSS1). Lineage: Eukaryota; Metazoa; Chordata; Aves; Falconiformes; Falconidae. The record is from RefSeq and is a predicted model, not a curated record. Gene Ontology annotation, molecular function: adenylosuccinate synthase activity; GTP binding. The coding region runs from base 268 to 1632 and encodes 454 amino acids. Gene Ontology annotation, biological process: 'de novo' AMP biosynthetic process; IMP metabolic process. Gene Ontology annotation, cellular component: cytoplasm. The transcript is spliced from 13 exons.